GUCAUUUUCUAAGUCGUGAUUUUUAGGUUAUAUCGAGUUAUAUCGUAACAAUAAUUAUUGCAUUUAACACAAAUUUUAAUAGAAAUAAAUAAAAAAUGCGCAUAACGCAAGUGUUAAACAGACAACAUAUUGGUUUUAUGUUUAAAAAGCAUUGGAAAGUACAAGGAAAUCGCGUUCCUAUCGAGAGUGGCGUUGAACAGAAGUUAAAAGCCAGAGGUAUUCCUGUUGUGGAUGCUCUCGAGUAUGUUAAGCCAAAGCCCGAGUAUACAGAACCCAUUGAAAUAGUCGGUCAGUAUGAAACACCACUACCACUCGACGUUAACCAUCCAGACUAUAAAGAAAGACCAUGUUAUACCCUUAAGAGCAACAACGUAUUACUUGAAGGGGUUUCUCAGGCUCAAGUUCUUACUAAAACAAUCAUAGCAGAAGAUAUACUGCCAUCAAAAAUUGAAGAAUUGGCAACAGUUCCCGCACCUAAAGCUUUGCACGAAUGCGUGAAAAAAGCAAUCUUAUCUGCAAAUGUAUUUGAUUGUGAACAAGAGAAGUUGCCUAAAAUUAAGGAUCCUGAAAGGCCAGCUUAUAAUUUCCCAAGAAUAUUGGGAAUAACGGACAGGAGACGAAACUUAAUCUUAACGAACAAACUUCUUCAACUAGUGGAACGCAGUAGCGACUCUGAAGUCACACAAACAAAAUAUGUGUCCAAUGAUGUUGAGAGCCACACAACCUUCGACAAGGAGGAUGAACUCAUCCAGUUCCAAGACCUGUCACACAUAUUGGUCACAAGCAAUAAGCCUUUGAAGCAUGACGUUGCUGGGAGUGAUAUACCAUAUGUCGAAAUACCUGACUUGUACCCUGUCAAACAUACUGCCACUCUGCCUCCUGAACAUUUUUAUACUGAGAAGAGCAUAUAUCCAUUCAAACCAACCGUAUCUGUGAAGCACCCGCACACAACAUGGCUCCAUUUCAACCAGACUGAAGUGAACAACAUCUACGAGACACUUGUCACUCCUAACCAAGUCUUGGGCAGGUCGCUCACGCACGCCUUCACAGUUGCCACUGCGUACGCCAAGCAACUUCAUGGGGAGAAUGUAAAGGAUUUACCUGAACCAGUAUACGUCAACUGCAUCCAAACUGACGGCCAAUUGUACCAUUUCGGAGUUUUCGAACUGAACACUUUAAAUGUCGAUGGCAAGGAAGGCACAAAAAAUGUAUGGUACUGCAGGAACAACAUGAAACUGUAUGACUCCAGCCGAUACUUCAGCGGGAUGCCCGUUUUAGAAAACUAUAACCCUAAAGUAUACGGAUAUAUCAAUGCCUUCUAUAACUGUUAAGAUAUUGUAGUUUCUGUAGCAAAUAAUAAUCGUAGGACUAAA
Molecule: messenger RNA, 1373 nt
Organism: Leguminivora glycinivorella
Lineage: Eukaryota; Metazoa; Arthropoda; Insecta; Lepidoptera; Tortricidae
Gene: mRpL37
Product: 39S ribosomal protein L37, mitochondrial
Exons: 5
Coding region: 96-1331 (411 amino acids)
Cellular component (GO): mitochondrion
Source: RefSeq, a predicted model, not a curated record